Arabidopsis lyrata subsp. lyrata is the source of this 573-nucleotide messenger RNA. RefSeq lists its product as uncharacterized. The record is from RefSeq and is a predicted model, not a curated record. NCBI's taxonomy places the organism in Eukaryota, Viridiplantae, Streptophyta, Magnoliopsida, Brassicales, Brassicaceae. The transcript has 3 exons. The coding region runs from base 160 to 453 and encodes 97 amino acids.
GUCGGAAAACCCUAGCUAGCCUCUUGUUUCCACAAAAUCUAUAACAUCCUUAUACUAUUUGUAUAAUAUCGAGCAUCAACGUCAAGUGUUGAAGAACUGAUAUAUACUUUACGAAAGCAAACGCAAGUACUUUUAAGUACAAACGACCAAAGAUAUAAUAUGAAGAAGACAAUUUUGAAGUUAAUGACCCUCGUUUUAGGGUUUUUCUUUCUCAUUUAUCUUCUUCAAGGGCCUCGAGGCGGGUCGAAAAAUGGAGAUCUCUUGAUAGCACGGAAGUUAAUAGCUCUGGAACCGAUUGAAACAAAAAAUGUAGCGAGAUCGUUGGAAGAUUCAAUAUCGACAGAUUUAGAGAGAGAGGUUGAUCAUCUGAUGCAGCACGAAUAUCCUUCACCGGUAAAGCCGAGGAAAAGAACUCCAGUUCACAAUGGCGUGCCUAUUAAUACUGGUCACUAAUUGACCCCCUUCUUGUUUUAUUGUUCCUUCAAUUAGUAGUUUAAUAAGUUUGUUAAAAUCAUAAAAUGGACGUAUCAUGUAAUGCUGAAUAUUAGUAUGUUUACUUAUAUAAAAACUUUA